CUGAUGUUUAUUUACAAACGAGUUCAACACAUGUGGAUGGCGAAGCACCCGGAAUUUAUUGGUUUUAUACUCUGAUAAAAAGUUUAGUUUUCUAUUGAAAUUUGUAAAAAUUGAAGCCCAAAUAAAAGUUUGUCGGAAUUUGUGAGUUUUAUCGCAGGAUUAUCAUAAUGUCGGACACAAUCAAAGUUGGAGACUACAUCGUGGUGAAACGACAAAAGUACACUAAGCUCCAAAAGUUCACCAACCUGGAUACCGUGGUCCAUCUGGGCAAGGAUCAAAUCGAACUGCGCCAUGCCGACAAUCAGCCGUACCACACGACGUUCCAGCUGGUACCCAAGGAGGGACGGAAUAAACGUCUGUUCACGCUGGAUCCAGUGCAAACCGUUUCCGAGAUAAGAAAUCUCAAGGAACUGCUGAUCAAGGAAAGUGGCACCGAUAACCGGAACAUUGUGGAUGACCGUAGCACCCAAGGGCUUUCGGCCGAAGAGAUUCUGAAGCUGCGCGAAGAAUGCGAAUCAUCGUCGGAGGUGAUUGGAAAGUUGGUGGAGAAUUCCAAGAGUUUUGCCGCCAAGACAGAAUACUCCCAAGAGAAGUAUUUGAAGCGUAAGGAAAAGAAGUAUUUCGAAUACGUCGAAAUCCGGCGACCGUCCAUCAGGUUGAUAGCGGACGUCUAUUGGCGAUUGGAUGCUGAUAAAGUGAUGGGCGUCCGUUUCGAUACGCUGUCGCAGAUUAUUUCCUACAGUGGCGUUUGUGGGAUCGGUCGUUUCUUGUUAUACGAAUCGGGAACAAAUGGUUUACUGCCAGCCGCUUUCAUCAAUUCUAUUGGGGCUGAAACCGAGGCCAAGUUGGUUCAUAUGCACCCGGGAAAUGUAGCCCAGAAGCAAGCCAUUCAAGCGAUGAAUUUUAAGCCGGAACAAUUAAACAGAUGCAUUUCUGUUAAUUUGUACUCAGUUUUGAGACAUUUUUACCAAGAAGGUAAGGCAGAAGUUAGCGAGCCGAGUACACCAUCUGAAGAGCCAAAGAUGGAGGAAGAAGUGACAAAAGACGAUAACGUGGACCAGAUGCCAAGCAGCCGAAGUUGGACGAAGAGAAGGAAUCAGUUAAAAAAACAAUCAUGGGAAUUGGAGAAUGCCGCUGCAGUUGAGUUGAUGAAGGAGAAAUUUGACGCAUUGGUCAUCAUUGCAAAGGAACAUCCCUACAAUAUCAUCAAAGCACUGCUACCGUUCGUCAAACCCAGUCGUCCGGUGGUGGUGUUCAACACGACCAAGGAAAUACUGCUCGAGUGCUACAUGGAUCUGAAGUCGAGCGCCAGUGUUACCUAUUUGCGGGUCACUUCCAACUGGAUGCGAAACCUGCAAAUUUUGCCAAACCGUACACAUCCGGAUGUGGUCAUGUCCGGUAACAGUGGGUACCUUCUCACGGGGUACACUAUUCAAUGAUAUGGGUUGUGCUAGGAACUUUGACUUUGUAUAUUUUAUGACAAAUAAAAUAUUAUCCUGAUGUA
Aedes aegypti (yellow fever mosquito) is the source of this 1504-nucleotide messenger RNA. RefSeq names its product tRNA (adenine(58)-N(1))-methyltransferase non-catalytic subunit TRM6 (gene Trmt6). The coding region runs from base 168 to 1439 and encodes 423 amino acids. Gene Ontology annotation, biological process: tRNA methylation. The transcript is spliced from 3 exons. Gene Ontology annotation, cellular component: nucleus; tRNA (m1A) methyltransferase complex. The record is from RefSeq and is a predicted model, not a curated record. NCBI's taxonomy places the organism in Eukaryota, Metazoa, Arthropoda, Insecta, Diptera, Culicidae.